AUGGGUGCCAAGGUACCGUACGUAGUGUUCGGGUACGGAUCUCUCAUCUUCAAGCCCCCGCCUCAUGUCAUUGCUCAAGUCCCCGGAUACUUGAAGGGCUACGUGCGGAGGUUCGCGCAGAAGUCGCAUGACCACCGCGGUACGCCAGAGAACCCAGGACGGGUGGUGACGCUCAUCCACAAGGAGGACUGGGACGCGUUCUCCGGAUCGGAUCCAUUCCCUGACGACGAUGUGGUCUGGGGCAUCGCGUACACGAUUGAUCCCCAGUACGAAUCUGAGGUCAGGGACUAUCUAGAUUACCGUGAAAAGGACGGCUAUACCCUAGAGCAACUAGAUGUGUACGGCGUGGAGCACGGCCAUGAGAAAGUCGUGAUACAGAACUGUUAUGUCGGUCAUAACGACAAUCCAUCGUUCAUUGGCUCGGAACCAAUCGACGCGCUGGGGGAACGAAUCUGGCAGUCUGUUGGCCCAUCAGGUAGAAACAAAGACUAUCUAUACGAGUUGUCAGCCGCCGUGAAGCGACUCGCGCCGGAGUCGCACGACUCUCAUCUGUUCGCGCUCGAGGUGAACUGGAUUUACAGUCUACUUGGACCGCGUCAUUCUCAUGCGCACGGUUACAGACUAGAUGUCGGGAGCUUGACGCGGAGAGGGGAGAUUACGGUAUUACGCAGAAUGGUAACAAACCAAGCGCAGCUGCGGCGCAAGAGGGAGAGAUCACGAAAUAGCAGUCUGUGGGCCGUUCGGGAUUUGCAUAUUGGAGCGCUUGCAUGGUAG
Molecule: messenger RNA, 774 nt
Organism: Postia placenta MAD-698-R-SB12
Lineage: Eukaryota; Fungi; Basidiomycota; Agaricomycetes; Polyporales; Adustoporiaceae
Exons: 10
Coding region: 1-774 (257 amino acids)
Biological process (GO): glutathione catabolic process
Cellular component (GO): cytoplasm
Molecular function (GO): glutathione specific gamma-glutamylcyclotransferase activity; gamma-glutamylcyclotransferase activity
Source: RefSeq, a predicted model, not a curated record